GCGAGUCAUUGGAUUUUAUUCAGUUUGUGCAAAACGAGCGUCGAGCGUCAAGCAAUGCAGUGACUUAGGAAGGAAUAGACGCUUGUUGUAGCUAGAAAUUUUGUUUCUCGCCACCCACUCUACCAACUGUUGGCUGUGGUGUUGCAGACUAAAAAAGCAUAAGAAAAACGAAAACAAAAGGCAAUAAAGUUAAAUUUAAAACGUUAGGAAAAACAAUGAGUUGUUUAGUGUGAAAAGAAAAAUCAAAAACCUCGAAAAUUGUAUUUCUACAGUGGGUCUUGCAUCGAUAGACAGGCAAUCAAAAACACUUCAAUUACAACAUUUUCGUGUUAAUCUAUUUGCUUAGUGUACGCUUUCGACUGAAAUCAGUAAAUAAGCAAAAUUUCGCAAAUUUAUUCACACUUUGGUGAUAAUAAACGGUUAAUUGUAAGCGAUUGAAAGGCAGCGCGGAGAAAACCGUCGCCUGUGUAGAAAAGGCAAGAGCAGCAAAGUGGUGCUUGAAAUUUCGACAGCUUGGCGUGAAAACGGUGGACAUUCCGUUUUUUAUUAUACCUAGAAGAGUAGCAGCAGACAAAGAAAUGUGAGAUUUGGGGAAAAUACAUUCCAAUAAAAAAAUGAAUAAAUAAAAAUAAAAACAAAAAUAAAGAAAGCCGCGGCGAGGCAUCAAAGCAAGAAUUAAAAAUUGCACGCAUUUCCAAAGGCUCAGAGGUCGCGUCCACAAAUAGACAUACCGAAAACGAACCGAAAAGUGACUGCCUCAUAUCACCACCCACUUUGCAUAUAUAAUAAAUACGCACACAGCCGCCCACACGUCACACACUCAUACAAGCAGCCGCCUACGCGCUCCCGUUUGCAGUGUAUAACCACAACCGAAUACCAACGACCAACAUCGACCCGCAAUCAGAAAGGCGCAUCUUGGUCAAAAGCCGUAGCAGUGCUACCUCGCGCCUUGUAGCGACAGCCGAAGCUGCCUAAUCAGCAACAAAAAUAGUAUACGAUUUUAGAAUAGUAAUUUUGCGCAUCGAGCUAUCCCAACCAACGCCACUUGUCACUUGUCAAUUGCGAAUUCCACGUCAAGAUGUUCACACGUUUCAGCAAUCUGCAACGGUGGCAGUCACAACUGUUGUUGUUGGCGUUCACGCUGAUGGUGCUGCUGUUCGGCACCUUCACGCAGGCUUUCAUAAUCAAAGAGGACGAAUCCUUCCUGCAAUCGUCCUACUAUCAAUCUCAGGGUGAAAUCGAAGAUAUGUUUGCACGCUUCGCCAAGACAUUCCCGGAGAAUGCGCGUGUUGAGACUAUUGGACGUUCUUUGGAGGGACGCAAUUUGAUUGUGCUGCAGAUUGGCAAGAAUGUGCAACAACCACGCACUCCACUCACGCCCAUGGUCAAGUACAUUGGCAAUAUGCAUGGUGACGAGACAAUUAGCCGCCAGUUGCUCAUCUAUUUGGCGCAGUAUUUGCUGUAUAACUAUGAGACCAGUUUGGAAGUGGCCAACUUGGUCAACACAACGGAUAUUUAUCUGAUGCCGACGAUGAAUCCAGAUGGCUUUGAGCGUUCGCAGGAAGGUAAUUGUGAAUCACUUCCGAAUUAUGUUGGUCGCACCAAUGCUGCUGGCGUCGAUUUGAAUCGCGACUUUCCUGAUCGUCUGGAAAAUCAACAAACCAUUCAAUUGCGUGCGCACACACGUCAACCGGAGACGGCGGCCAUCAUUAAUUGGGUGCUGCUCAAACCGUUUGUGUUAUCGGCGAAUUUCCAUGGCGGCGCAAUUGUGGCCAGUUAUCCGUAUGAUAAUUCAAUCGCCCAUCACGAAUGCUGUGAAGAAAGUCUAACACCCGACGAUCGCGUCUUUAAGCUAAUGGCGCAUACAUACGCCAACAAUCAUCCGAUUAUGCGACAGGGUCACAACUGCAAUGACACAUUCACCGAUGGCAUAACGAACGGCGCGCGUUGGUAUGAGUUAAACGGUGGCAUGCAAGACUUCAAUUACGCCUUCACCAACUGCUUCGAACUAACCAUUGAGUUGUCGUGUUGCAAAUUCCCAACAGCCGCCGUGUUACCCACCGAAUGGGGUCGCAACAAGCGCAGUCUGAUGCAGCUGCUGAGACUGGCCCAUAUCGGCAUCAAAGGCUUGAUUACGGACGCUAGCGGUUAUCCAAUCAAUGGUGCAAGUAUUGUGGUCUCCGGCCUGGAGGAUAAGCCGGUGCGAACUACACAACGCGGCGAAUACUGGCGCCUACUCACGCCUGGCAUCUACAAUGUACAGGCGUUGGCAUUUGGCUAUCAGGCCAGUGAGCCGAAACAGGUGCAUGUGACUAACGAGAACGGCGAGGCGCUGCGUGUCGACUUCACACUCUCACCGCUCGAGACGAAUUACGAUGGUAAUUUCCGUAAAGUGAAAGUGGAACGAUCCAAAGCGCUAACCAGCGAAGAUGAUUUCUUCACACCAACGAAAUUCGAGCAUCACAACUUUACAGAAAUGGAAAAAUUCAUACACAAUACCGCCGAAUCCUAUCCCAGCAUCACGCGACUCUAUUCGAUUGGCAAGAGCGUAGAAGAGCGCGAUCUCUGGGUAAUGGAGUUAUUCGUGACACCCGGCCAACAUAUAGCGGGCGUACCGGAAUUUAAGUAUGUCGCCAAUAUGCACGGCAACGAAGUGGUCGGCAAAGAGAUGCUACUGCUGCUAACGAAGUACAUGUGCGAACGUUACGGUGUCGACGAACGCAUCACGAAGCUGGUGAAUACAACGCGCAUGCAUUUUCUCUACAGCAUGAAUCCCGAUGGAUAUGAGAUAUCACGUGAAGGUGACAAAUCGAGUGGUAAUGGGCGUGGCAAUGCGCAUAAUAUCGACUUGAAUCGCAAUUUCCCCGAUCAAUAUGGUACUGAUAAGUUUAAUGCGGUGACCGAACCAGAAGUGGCAGCAGUUAUGAAUUGGACACUCUCGAUACCUUUCGUGUUGUCGGCAAAUUUGCAUGGCGGCUCAUUAGUAGCCAACUAUCCAUACGAUGACAAUGAAAAUGAUUUCUCCGAUCCGAUUGCGCGGCUACGUGUCGCAACGACAAUGGGUCGCAAGCUGAAUCCAACGGAGGAUAACGAGUUGUUCAAGCAUUUGGCGUUGGUAUAUUCGGAGGCCCACCCCACCAUGCAUCUUGGCAAUCCCUGCCCGCUCUUCAAACAUGAACACUUCCCAAAUGGCAUUGUCAAUGGCGCUCAGUGGUACAGCGUGACGGGCGGUAUGCAGGAUUGGAAUUAUGUACGCGCUGGCGUUUUGGAACUAACACUCGAACUGGGCUGCGAUAAAUUUCCAAUGGCCGAAGAGUUGCCGAAAUAUUGGCAUGACAACCGUGAGUCGCUACUGAAAUUCAUCGAACAAGUUCACUAUGCCGUACAUGGUACAGUGCGUAGUUCGAUCGGUUCGCACAUUGCGGGUGCGGCAAUAAGGUUGGACGACGCAAAACAUCCAAGUUUCAGUGGUGCAUAUGGCGACUAUUGGAAGUUGGCGCUACCAGGCAGGCAUAACAUCACAAUAAUAGCUGACGGGUUUGCACCUUAUCGUGAGGAAAUUGAAAUCCCGCAAAGCACACGGGAAAUGCGACUGGAUGUGGUCAUGAUGCGUGAUGACCCACAACAUUGGUCGUCCGCUAAUGAUUUUCGUGUGAUAGAAAACGUGGUCAAAACGCGCUACCAUAGCAAUCCGGAGAUCAGACAGCGAUUGGCCGAGAUCGAGAAGCAGCAUGGACAGAUAGCGAUCUUCGGCUAUGCGGAGAGUGAAUUUGGCAUCUACUAUAGCUCGCUGAAGCUGACGUCAGAUAUCGGUGAUCCGGAGGAGAGCAAAUACAAGAUACUCAUACUCAGCUCCUUCUUCGACACUACAUCGCCGCUGGGCCGUGAAAUCUCUAUGAAUAUGGUGCGCCACAUACUUGAGGGAUAUAAAGUACGUGACACGAGCACCUUGAACUUGUUACGAAAGAGUGUUUUGUAUUUUUUGCCAAUAACCCAUAACUUCGAUGUAAUCUUCAAAAUGUUCAACAGAAAUAACUCCAUUUGCGAUCCCGAACUGGGCAAUGAACUUGCCGAUCGUAUACUCGGUCCCGAAUCAGAAAAGAAACGCGAUUUACUGCUUCAAUUCUUUGACAGCGAGCGGUUCGAUUUGAUGUUAACCUUUACUGCGGGCAGUUCAGAGUUAACUUAUCCCAAAGGCGAUCCGAUAAUUGAGAAAUUCGCACACGCCAUCAAAGAUAGCAAAUUCAGCGCACCCUCGCUCCAAUGUCCUAACACCAGCACGCGAUCGCUACAUCAAUCAGCUACCGAGCGUCUCACCAAUCUCCUCUACAAAAUGUACAAGAUUCCACUCUUCAGUUUGGGCAUCUCCUGUUGUCGCAUGCCCGAACAAACGGAGAUCGGCGCUAUUUGGCGUAGAAAUAUCGAUAAAAUCAAGAAUUUCCUGCAACUUAUCGAAACAGGUGUGGUAGGUGUGGUGCACAACGAAAAGGGUGAACCGCUACGCGACGCCUUCGUACGCCUUGUCGACUAUCGGCCGGUCUACAAUGUGACGCGCAAUACCGCACGUUUCCAAAUCAUCUUACCACAGGGUGACUAUGCGUUGGAAAUAAGCGCACCCAGCUAUGAGUCGACAGUGAAGCGCGUGGUAGUCACCCCACAGCAAAUCAACAAUUUAGGUAUAGUGAAGUUGAACGCCUACACUCUGCUCACCGGCGUAAGUGAAAUACAUCGCUUAGGCGGCGGUGGCGAUUCAGACAACACAGGCAGUGCUACCUCUUUUACUGCUGCCGAAACUGCGACCAUUUCGGGUUUCAUUUUAGACGUAUCCAACCAUCCGGUCAAGCAUGCAAAAGUCUCAGUGAUAGCCCCACACACGCGUAACUAUCUUCGCAAUUUCACCGAUAGUCUGGGCGCAUACAGUAUACGUGGCGUGCCGCUGGGCGAAAUCACGCUGAAAGUAGAAGCUCCACGGCAUUUGGGUGCUCAACGGGUGGUUCAUGUGGAAGGUGGCGCGGUGCGCGGCGUCAUAUUCCGUCUAAAGGCUGACGAACAUGUCUGGGGUAUGCCGCGCUGGUUAUUCAUCAUGUUUGCUAGCAUUGUCAUAAUUGUCGCCAUGAUUCUGUGCUUCCUGUGUGUGCAAUUUCUGUUGGUCCGACGACAUCGCGUGGAUAAACGAUACUACAGUUUUUCGUUGCUGCCGCAAAAGGGCAAGGAACUGUUCGAAGACGAUGGCGAGGAUGGCGAAACGGAACUGUUCCGAUCGCCCAUUAAAAAGGGCAUGUCCAUACAGCCAUACUUUGAUGAUGAGGGUGUUGAACAAGAUCGCAGUGAAGACGAUGAUGAAAAUGAAUUUAAUGACGAUAGCGGCGAAGAGAUUGUUAUGCUGGAUAAACGAAAUUAACUGUGAUCUAAAAAUGUUGCUGAUAAUAUAGUAAAUAUAAAGAAGAAAAACACAGAAAGCAGCCGGCAAAUAUUUAUCCAAAGUAUGUAUGCAGAUGAAAGUCAGACUUUCAAAAACUUAAAACACAUUUUUUUAAAUGUAAACAUUUUAUAUAGAAAUGUGUAAAGCAAUUAAAAAUUAAGUACACAAACACUCUAAUAGAUUAUUUAUCACUUAAAAAUGGUUUACGCAAUAUUUAAUUUGAGCGAAAUAAAUGUAAUUUAUUUAUUUUUAUAAACAAAGAGUAAAAAUAUUUAAAAUUAAUGUAAUAUUAUUAAACGGCACAAUUUAUUUUAAUAAAUGUAAUAAUCAUGUGAAAAAAAUUGAAAGCAACAAAGAAAGUGUCUUUAAAUAAAAAGCUAAAACAAAAUACGAACCACUACUGCCAACCUCUCCAAACGAAUCUCAUCUGAAAGUUAACAUAAAAGUUCUGAUAAAAGUAAUAUAUGUAUAAAAUGUAAAAUUUAAUGUGAAACGGUAAUUUUGGUAAUUUUUCGCCUUGCCUUUUCUAAAAAUACGUUUGUUCAACAAAGACUGAAAGUAAUUGAAAAAUAUUUAAAUUAAAUAAGACACUGAUUAAAACUUUCAGGCAGCUCAUUAAAAACAAUUUUCUGUCUAUUAUUUAGAUAAAAAAAAUUACAAUCAAAAAAUAAAUAAAUUAUUAUUAGAUGUACCUAACUUGCAUCUUUUACGAAAAAAAAUAUUAAUAAAUUAAACUUUUUGUGAUAAAAUUUUUCUGAAUUGAAUUGAAUUUUUUUCAAAAUUGAUUGUCAAUAUAUAAGGCAUUUUUUAUUAAUAAAUUAAAUCUUUUUAUGAUAAAACUUUUCAGAAAAACUUCAAAAUUGAUUGUCAAUACAUAAGACAUAUCUACCUUGCCCAUUUCCAAGCUUUUGAUUGGGAAAUAGAUGCCGUAAAUUCCAUUUGAACCAUUUCUUCCCCCCCCCCACAAAAAAAUGCAAUUCUUAAAUUUUACAUUCAUUCCAUUAUAACAAAAAAGGGUGUCGGAGUAUAGCAAAAGGGUUAUCGCUAUAAAUUACAUUCACAGUAAAAUACCUGCCUGCGAACGGCUAACGCCAAAUAUAAAAAAAAUGUAAGGAACAAAAUAGCUUUUCGAAUAAUACGCAGCGCCAAUUUGAGAAAAUUUUGCGAACAAUAUAAAAAAAAUUAGGUAUUAGGUAUUUUGCUGCCUGUAUCUGUUUAUUUUAUAAUUUUUCAACAUUUUUAUUAGUUAAAAUUGCAACAUUCAACAUUAUUUUUCGUGAAUACAACAAUAUACUCGUAAAUCUAAUAGAAAUUGAACAAAAUUUAGUUAAUUUAUUUGAUUAUCAAUUUUUAUGGCCAUUCCAUAAACGAAUGACAAAAAUUUUUGUUGUUAUUGACGGUGACUUCGCUGGGCGCUCCUUUCUUCGACAGCCUGGGGCAGUGCGCCAACCUAAAUUUAAUCAAUCUCCUCCAUUAUAUCAACAGCUUUGUCUCGCUGUAGAUAUCUACCUAUUGGGGGUCUCAUAAUGGUAUCAAAACGGCGCCUUAGUGCUAUUUGAGGAGUGCCAGACCGGCACUUCAACCAUUUCCCCUACCUACCUACGGUGACUUCAAAGUAGCUUAUGAACCCACUUUUUUUUGUUCGUAACUGAUUCUUUAUUUUUAUUUUUUAUUUAAAAUUCUAUACUUCAGCAUUAGUUUCCGAGAAUAUAAAUGAUAAAAAAAUUGUUUGUGGGUAUAAAAUUCACUUAUUUCUUUUAUAAAAUUUCUAUUGCGUAAAUUAAAUUUUGUAUAUGCUAAAAAUUAUGAUGUUUUUUUAAUUUUUGAAAAAUUAAAAGAUCGCCUUUAAAUAACUGUUGUACCACGAUACAAUGAAAAAAAUAUUUUCGAAAAUGUAAUCAAUCUUUUUUCCAGUUAAAAUUGUGAUGCCAGUACCGGUAUAUAAAACAUUCCACACCAGUUUAGGUUUUCCGCAAUUUUUUUACGUCAUCUUUUGAAAGAGGUUGUAUGUAUGCAAUUACAAAAAUUCAUAUUAGUAUGAUAGUUUGUAGCUAUUUUAUGAAAUUUUUUUAGAAAAAAUAUUUUGUCACAGGCUUUAUUUUUAUUUACUGGAAAAUGUAUUGAAUACCAAAACUGUGGAAUUAGUUAAGAAAAUUAAGAAAUAAAGAAAAAAUUUAAAAUAUAAAAUGAUAUUAAGCAGAUGACCGCCGCUAUUUAAUAUUUACUAAAACCGUGCAACUUAAUUUAUAAAUUUAACGAAAACAAUUAAUUUGAAAUGAAUUAGUGAAACCGGUGUGCAUAUAAAACACGGAUAAAAGAAUGUAUAUGUAACUCAGAAAGUAUAGAUAUGUGCACAUACAUAUGUUUAUGUAUGUAUGUAUGUGCAAUAA
Molecule: messenger RNA, 7812 nt
Organism: Anastrepha ludens (Mexican fruit fly)
Lineage: Eukaryota; Metazoa; Arthropoda; Insecta; Diptera; Tephritidae
Gene: svr
Product: carboxypeptidase D
Exons: 12
Coding region: 1079-5401 (1440 amino acids)
Biological process (GO): proteolysis
Molecular function (GO): zinc ion binding; metallocarboxypeptidase activity
Source: RefSeq, a predicted model, not a curated record